AUGGACGAUAAGACUCGCAAGACAACAACUGUGCUCGACGUUGAAGACGACGACGCCCGUCAACGUCGCAUUCAACUUGCCUUGGAAAAGUUAAACCAGUCGUCUGCCACCGCCCCCGCGGUAUCCCCGUUUUCCUUUAGCAACGCAAAGGACUACAAAUUUGCCCCCGCAAAUGAACUGAUCUCGCGUGUGCAAGCGUUUCUUCCUCAGCUGGAAGUGUCCAACUCCUUGCUGGCGAAGAAGAUGCAAGAGGACCCGGCAAGUGUUGAUAUCGAGAAUAUUACGGAAGGGGAGCAUCGGUAUAUUGAAAUGAAUCUUGGCCUAGGUGUAUUUGAACAGCGCAGCAAGAAUCAAGAGAUGGAUGUCGAUGCCGACGACUCGGAGUCGUCCAGCUACUCUUCAACUUCGACUACUUCCAGCUCUGGAUCCUCUGCUUCAGACGACACGACCUCAGACAUUGACUAUGACUCGGAUGCGUCCUCAGAAAUCAUAACUUGCUUUAUUCCGUCCAGGCCCAUCCGACCUCUUCCAAAGCGCAAGCCUCGUCCUCAAAUCGUUGUCUUAGGGGAUUAA
Molecule: messenger RNA, 573 nt
Organism: Pleurotus ostreatus (oyster mushroom)
Lineage: Eukaryota; Fungi; Basidiomycota; Agaricomycetes; Agaricales; Pleurotaceae
Exons: 4
Coding region: 1-573 (190 amino acids)
Biological process (GO): box C/D snoRNP assembly
Molecular function (GO): box C/D methylation guide snoRNP complex binding
Source: RefSeq, a predicted model, not a curated record